Molecule: messenger RNA, 1372 nt
Organism: Trifolium pratense (red clover)
Lineage: Eukaryota; Viridiplantae; Streptophyta; Magnoliopsida; Fabales; Fabaceae
Exons: 6
Coding region: 565-1098 (177 amino acids)
Biological process (GO): endoplasmic reticulum organization; vesicle-mediated transport
Cellular component (GO): endoplasmic reticulum membrane
Source: RefSeq, a predicted model, not a curated record
ACUCGCCGCAAAACGAACACUCCUCUAAAUGAAACUCCUAGUCCACCAAAGCUGAGCAACAUCCGUAAAGCUCCUAUUCGAAAGAUCAAUCAGCUUCCACCACCUCCUAACCUUUGAUCCACCGAAAAAACUUCAUAGCCAAAGAACUGAACUGACUCCCGAUCUUAAAUCAAAAGUGAUCGGCCCACCAGACUUCGAGACUCAAUCGAAAGGGCGCCCCUCACGCUGGUCCACUAGAGAAACACCAUAACCAACCAAACAAGAUUGCAUCUAGACCUCAACUCCCGAUCUCGAAGCAAAAGUAACCGCAACACACAAUAAUUAGUAAUUUAUUGAAAAUCAAUUUUGUCUAAUCUUCAUCUUCUUCAAUUCCCUUUAUCAAACGCAUCCCAAAAAACAAAAUCUACAUACACUUCUUUUUCAAUAAUACUUACCCUAUCUCAAUAAUAACCUCAUCACAGUCCCGUCAAAUUCAAACCCAUAGAUUUAAAAAAGCAUAAACCCCAAUAUCAAUUAAAUCACGUUUAUACUGUCUGAACACAGAACCAAACAAGGGAGAAGAAAAUGCAGCAAAGAAAAUCCACGUUGGGAAGACCUUCUGGAACCGAUGGUUCUGAUUAUUCCUACCGCAUGGUAGUUGAUUCAAGGUAUCAACUUGUUGCAAAGGGGAAGAAACGUCUCUCUGUGUUAUUUAUCGUUGAGGCUUUGUUUCUGUUAAUAGGAGUGAUAUUUGCAUUUUUACCAGGAACAAAAGAGGAUACGCCAAAUACAGUUGCCAUUUCUUCUGUUAUUGCUAGCGUUGUUUUGUUGAUCAUUGCGGAUAUAGGUAGAAGACGAAGCCGGUCGAGUUUGUUGAGAUUAUAUGCCGUUCUAUCUUUCCUAGCAAAUCUUCUCUUCACUGCUUCUCUUGCUAACCAGUAUUCCCUACUGAAGGUUAUCCAUUAUCUUAGUAAUCGGGGAACAAGCAACGUUGAUUUUCCUAGUCUUCAAGCCGGUUUGUUGGUUUAUAUACUCACUCUAUCCUUGUUCAAGAUUAUUACCAUCAAAGCAGUCAAUUUCCUUCUUUUUAACAUGACACCUCCCAAGAAAGCCUCUUAGCCUCAUGGAUUUAUUUCCCAUUGAUCUGUAUCAAUAUGUAUUCUGAAUGAUUUAGGGAAUCUGACUUAAGAUCUUUUAGAAUUUUCCCUGCAAAUUGUUUUAAAGACAUUGGCUGAUUUUAUGGAAAUUUUUGUUAUUGUAUUGAGUUUAUCAUUUAAGUCUAGAGAGGUCCUAUUGAACUGUUACAAUAUAAACUCAAACUAGUACUCAAGACUUGUUUGUAAUGAAACUAGUGAUGAAAUUUAUAGAUUAAACCACCAAUUUUGAACUUUAA